Thunnus maccoyii (southern bluefin tuna) is the source of this 2836-nucleotide messenger RNA. RefSeq names its product transmembrane protein 276a (gene tmem276a). The record is from RefSeq and is a predicted model, not a curated record. Gene Ontology annotation, cellular component: membrane. The coding region runs from base 1318 to 2220 and encodes 300 amino acids. The transcript is spliced from 4 exons. NCBI's taxonomy places the organism in Eukaryota, Metazoa, Chordata, Actinopteri, Scombriformes, Scombridae.
GCAGGUGUAUCUGUGCCAAACCAUACGAAAAAAUCUGUUUUAUUAGUAUCCAUAUUUGCAUAUUUGUGGAAAAGUCACACAUUUAACAUAGACAUCACCUAUUAUCACACAUAUUCAAUGCUGUGCCCUUCUAUUCUCCCCCCUCCUCCUGUUUUAGUGCUGCUGUGAUGUGACCUCACAGUAACACUAACCGUAAUCCUGCACAUGUUCCUAACACAAGAUGAAACUAAACUCAAAUGAUACUGUUCUUUAAUUUAACUCUCAGUGAUUAAAUCGAAAAAUCAAACUGCCCUAGCAGUGCAGCAAAAAAAUGUGAUUCACUCAUUUCUUCCUAUCACGUUUCAGUCAAAAUAAAUCCCCAGUUAGUUUUGUUCAUAGGAAUUUUCAAGAGUGAUUGAACAAAGAUGCCGAAACCAAAAGUGAAGUUUGGAAUCUGGCUUGUUCCUCUUUUAGUGUGGCAUUAUGGUUUAAAUUGAGGAAGCACUGACCAUGAGAAUGAAACCAGUGAAAACAUGACUGAAAUGGACAGUCUAUGUCUCUGUAACUUGUUUGGUUUUGUUAUAUUUUCCCCCCAAAAAGACCCAGAUCUACCUAUAUCCACUGACAUACUUUCAUCCUGAAUCCUUGCUUGACACUUGACUCACUUUUUUUUUGUCAUUUUUACCGACUGCUCACGUAUUUCUUGAUCUGUGUGGCCUCACUGGGAUGGAAAGUUACCACCGACAAUCUGUUGGAUGUGAUGAAACUGUUUCCUGUAUGCCAGACAGAGAAAAUGAGGCCUUUUGUUCAGUUUGAUAUGAUCUGUCUAACGGUGUUUCAUAACUGAACACUUUAGUCAACAGCAGCUCAUGUGAUACAGUGGAUGGUUAAAAACAACACACCUGAGAGUGGAUACUUCCUCUAUAGUAUGAGUUUGUCAAACUUUGGUAACAAUCUAUCCCUGCAGAUCAUGAUCUGCUAUGAGUGCAGGCAUGGGGGCUUUCAAAUAUUUGCUCUGUCUCCAUCUACUGGAAAGAAAUAUUGGAUUGACCAGUAUCUAGGCUAGAGUGAGUUCAGAGGCGAGAGAAGACAACCAAAAUAUAGCUCAUCCAGGGCCCAAAUUUAUUUAUCCUCUGCCCCGGAAUUUGUCUCUUUUCGGCGAUGCUUGACAAAUCAAAGAAAUGAGGGCUUUGGGGAUACCUCUGCAUCUCAGAUUUCCAUGUAUUGCUGAAUUUCCUCCCCGCCUCAGACACUGACAGCAGCAGCAGCAGCAGCCAGGAGCGGAUUCCUGCUGUCCCGUGGAAUUAUCACGGCAGCGAGGCGAGAAACGCAUGGAACAUGGCUGCUAUGAGGACUUUAACCGUGGCGGGUCUCUUUUUGGCAUUUUGCGCUUUGGGACUGAUUGCAGUGGCCAUCAGCACUGACAACUGGUACGAGACUGAUGCGAGGAGGCACCGGGAACGCUGCAAGAAUUAUUCAAACAAAAGAAACGACCCCGGCUACAUUUACAUCUCCAACAACAACCUUCCACUUCGCAUGUUGCCAAAGGAGAAAAAUGUGGAGAGAAGAGGCUCCAGUGUCAGCGGCGAGAUGCUGCUGCGGGCUAAGCGGCACUUCUUGCCUCCUGCCCCGGCCAUGGAGUCCCUCUGCAGUCGGCAUUUCAACUCCACCAUCACGGGACUGUGGAGAAAGUGCCACCGAGGGGGGUUUGACUUGGAGACAGAGGAUUUGAUCUUUAAAGGAUUGGUUCCGCGCUGCACACCAAUAAAAUACUACUACUCAUCAGCGGUGCUCCCAAGAAAUCUGCCAAUCAAUCUGACGAAGACAAUAAGGCAGGACGAGUGGCACGCGCUCCACCUCCAGAGGAUGACGGUCAGCUUCAUAGGCAUGGCCAUAUCCAUCAUCCUUUUCGGCUGGAUCAUUGGGGUGCUGGGAUGCUGUAAGGAGCAUGAUCUGAUGCAGUAUGUCGCUGGACUGCUCUUCCUCAUGGGAGGGACAUGCUGCAUAAUCUCCCUUUGCACAUGCGUGGCCGGGAUCAACUUUGAACUGUCCCGCUAUCCUCGCUACAUGUUUGGAAUACCAGAUGACAUCAGUCACGGUUAUGGCUGGUCCAUGUUUUGUGCUUGGGGUGGACUGGGCCUUACGUUGCUGGCUGGCUUCCUGUGCACACUUGCUCCUUCCCUCUACCCUCCACACACCCCUGUGGUGCACAAGCCCAGGCAGGAGAACGGCUGUGUGUGACAGGCCGCCGCACAUCUAACAGACACCUGUCUCAUCCUGAAACAGUGACGAGCCCUGUUCAGAGGACAGUUUUUACCCAGGGACUCAGCAGAGAGAGCCUUCACACGGACAGCUUGGCACGGAGAGAGCACAGGACACUGGCUCUCGCUCACAUGAAAAAGAAAAAGAGGGAGACGUUUGACUGAAGAUGAUUUCAGUUCCUCUGGUGCUUUUUUCUGUCCCUCUUUAUGAAUGAACUGUUCAGUGUUAUUGCUUGCUCUUCAAGAGGAGAAUAGUUAAAUUUUCUUCCUGUAAAAUAUGCUAGUUUGAAAAAAAAACGAGAAAAAGAAACACUGGCAGAAGAUCAAUAGCACAACUAUGAAAUCUGUGUUGAAGAUGAAACUCUGGAUGUGUACCGUCACAUUUCAAAGGGCAACUGUGUAUCAUUAUGUACCCAUUCAAAACAAGAUAUGUACAUGUACUUUUUGAAUUGUAUGUAUGCAGAUGCAUUUGUGUUUAUUCAAGGGAAAAAUAUGAGCAUUAAGACCAAACUGUGUUUGAGGGAAAUGUUUUGUUGUUCUUGAGGUCGUACCCCCAUCGAAAUAUUUUUGAAAAAUAAAACAGCCAUGCAAAACUA